Molecule: messenger RNA, 3864 nt
Organism: Musa acuminata subsp. malaccensis (wild Malaysian banana)
Lineage: Eukaryota; Viridiplantae; Streptophyta; Magnoliopsida; Zingiberales; Musaceae
Source: RefSeq, a predicted model, not a curated record
CGUUUCCCGUGGAAUUCUUUUUAAGCGCCUCUCCUCCCUCGUAAAUCGGCGCCUCGCCUUGCGCUCGUCGGCCGUACCAUCGCUGCUCCUCCCCCGCGCACUCGUCCUCUUGAACCCUAACUUAAAUUCCCCUCCCUUCGAUCGCCUGCGAGCGGCCUCCUUCCCGAUGGCGUCCUCUUCCUCCUCUGGGAGCGACCGGGACGACGCCUUUGACGCGGACAUGGAGGCACUGCGCAGGGCCUGCAUGCUCACCGGCGCUGACCCCUCCAACGUAGGCGGUGCUGGAUCCGAUUCCGAAUCAGAAUCCGGACCGGAGAGCGGCGGGACCGACGAUGCCGGCCUCCUCCUUCGCCUGCGGGAGCGGUUCUCUUCGCCCUCCCCGGCUCUGAAUUCCUUGCCUUCUAACAAGCCCUCGAGUACUCUCCCGCAGGAGUCUAAUUGUGAGGAUGAUUUCGAAACCCUUCGUGCAGUCCAGAAGAGGUUUAAGCAGUUCGAGAGCGAUUCUCUGAGGAAGAAGCCUGGAAAACUUCUAGAAGAACCUGAGAUAGCUGUUGGUAUUGAUGUGUGUGGGCCUGAAACUCCUAAUAGAUCCACAGAAUUGAGCAAAGAGCUUGGCUACAGUUAUAAUGAAUCACACACCCUAGAGCACGAAGAAUGCAAUUCAAUUGUUAGGGAUUUGAUGCAUCCUAAGUUCCCAAAGUCUGCUCAGAAUUUUGUUGAUGCUCUCAAGAAGAACAGGUCAUGUCAGAAACUUAUUAGGAGGAAGCUGAUAGAAAUUGAAGCAAAGAUUGAAAAAAAUAAAGAACUGAAAGAACGUAUCAAAUGUCUUAUGAACUUUCAGGUUGCCUGCAAAAGGAAAGUGAUGAAUGUUUUAUGUCAAAGGAAGGACCCUCGUGUUAAGUUAAUAUCUGUGAAGAAACCUACAUCUGAAAAUUCUUCAAAGACUACUUUGAAGAAGCUUCCCGCCUUACAUUUUGGUCCAGGUGAAAACUCUCAUAUUUUAAGAUGUAGAAUGGUACUUGAAAGAUUCCCUGUCUCACUAUGUAAGCAACCAUGGUCAAAGACUGAGAAAGAAAAUCUUGCAAAGGGAAUAAAGCAACAGUACCAAGAGAUGUUGAUUUUGAACUCGAUGAAUAUGGAAAGUGAUGAAGAGGGUAUUACAGACUCAAGCAUAAUGUCUGCAACAACAUUAAGUGAUCUUGAGUUCACGCCUGAAAAAAUUCGAUCUUUCAUGCCUUUGGUAAAUUGGAAUCGGCUGGCUUCCAUGUAUGUCAUGGGCCGUUCUGGUACAGAAUGUGAGGCAAGGUGGUUAAACUGUGAAGAUCCGAUGAUUAAUCACAGUCCUUGGACAGUAAUGGAGGAUAAGAAGCUUUUGUUUAUUGUUCAACAAAGGGGCAUUUACAAUUGGAUAGAUAUUUCAAUUCUAUUGGGCACACACAGAACACCAUUUCAAUGUUUAUUACGUUAUCAACGGAGUCUAAAUCCUCAUAUUCUGAAAAAGGAGUGGACAGAAGAAGAUGAUGUGAAGCUUUCUGCGGCUGUCGAGAACUAUGGUGAUAAUAAGUGGCAGUUCAUAGCUUCUUGUCUAGAAGGCCGUACAGGUCCUCAGUGUUCUAAUAGGUGGAAAAAAACCCUUAACCCUGAGAGGAAGAAAGUAGGUAGGUGGUCUGUGGACGAGGAUAAACAGCUAAAAGUAGCAGUUAUGCUCUUUGGGGCCAAGAACUGGAACAAGAUAGCUUGGUUUGCACCUGGUCGGACACAAGUCCAAUGUCGAGAAAGGUGGCUUAACUGUUUAGAUCCAGCUUUAAAUUUAAAUCCAUGGACUGCAGAAGAGGAUGCCAAGUUGUUGGAUGCAAUAGCAGUUCAUGGAAAUUGUUGGUCUAAAAUUGCUGCUUGCAUACCUCCACGCACUGAUAACCAAUGCAGGAGGAGAUGGAAGAUUCUGCUUCCAGAAGAAGUGAAAUUGCUUCAAGCUGCGGCACAGAUAAAGAAGACUGCACUUAUAUCCAACUUUGUAGACCGAGAAAGUGAGCGACCAGCAAUUGGUCCAAAUGACUUUACAUCAAUCGUUAAUUCUACUAUAUCUGAAAAAACUGAUUAUGUGGAAGCUAGGAAGAAAAAGCUAAGUGAUCAUCAGCCAAAGAAGUCCAAAGCUAAGUCCAGAAGAGUCAUUAAAGAAAAUUCAAUGGAGGAUCAGGAUAUAAAUAAUUUUACUGAUACUGUUCCUGCUGACUUGGCUCAUCUACCAAGCACAGAAUCUAAUUCCACUGAGCAUCUUGGUAUCUGCAGAUCAGGGAAUAAAAGAUCAAGGUCUAGUGAUAAAAGACCAAGAAAAUCAAGAGUUAAAUCCGGAAGUCAUCUUAAAGAAAAUUCAACAAAGGAUUGCAUGAUAAAUACUUCAUCCGAUAUAGCUCCAGCCGGCAUGUCACUUACAACUGCUGUAAACUCGGCUUCUACAGAAGGUGUGUGCAUUGGCAGGACAACGGAUAUAACAUUGAGUGAAAAUCAACAAAGUACUGACAGACAUUUAGUACCGGAUACAAGUGCUGACAAUUCUGCUACAGAGAGCAUCAGUUGCUGGAGUAAAAGAGCCAAAAGGAAGCACGAACAAUUAAAAAGUGGGGCAUUAGAAACUACUGCUGGUGGAACUGUUGGUGACAGUCUACUGGUUUCUGAGACAGAUUAUUCUGCCAUCAUUACUAAUCACAGUCAGAGGGCAAGAAAUACCAAAUCAAGAGGACCUGGAGCAAAUGAUCAAAGGGGGAAUUCUUGUGAAAACGUAAGCAGAAAAAAUAAGAUGCAGUGCAAAGGAACUCCCAGAACUAUGUAUGUUGGUGAUGUUGAUGAUUCAUCUCUUCUCAUGGCAUUUAAUAAGAAAGAAAAAAGAAAAGGAGAAAAUAUGGUGUUUGAAGAGAACACACAAGCUGCUGAGGAUCCAUUUAAGACGAUAGCUAUAUGUUGUGGUGGUGGUGAUGAUGAUGAUGAUGAUUCAUCUCUUCUUGCCACAUUUUAUAAGAAAGCAAAAAGAAAACAGAAAUGUAUAGUUACCAAAGAGAACACACAGGCUGCCAAAUAAAUUGCAGCAACCAAGUGAAAACACAGAGAUGUUAGGACAUUUUGAAAGAGAUGAAUGCAAGUAUUCAUUCAGCUGUGCAUCCAUUAAUUGCUUAAUAAUAUUUUAUGGUCAGCUGAGGCAGCUUUGGUGAAGCCUGCUAGUCUUUGAUAAGAGGAGUGUUUCUGUUUAUAAAUGAAAUGGAUAAGAUGGCAUUGGAUGAAGUGCUAACUUUUUGCUGAUGAGAAUUGGUCCUAGAUUAUCUGCAAUUUUGUACUGACAUGAUACCAGGAUUAAAUGAUCUCGGCUACUUGACGAUCAUGCCCACCGUAGCAGAAUCUUAUUCAGUAUCAUCACAGAAAUGACCAAGAUUAUUCUUUUCUGUGCCCUCUCAGGUCUACUGAUAUUAGUUGUGCUGUCUUAAACAAAUGGGAAACCAGGUGGGAAUUUCCCACUUGCCAGUUGACAUUGUCUAAUCGGCUUUGGGCUUUGGAUAGAAGAUGAUGCUUCCGUGAGUUUUAUCUUCAUUGGCUUCACGUUUAUGAAGUGUAUGCACCUCAAACAGGUAAUUGUCGUGAGUUUCAUGCAGCCAGGAACGUGACCCGCUGUGCAUUGUCCUCAAUUUGCUAUUGUAGAAUACAUUGGCGCAAUGGAGAUCAACUCAGAGAACGUUUGAUCUCAAAUUUUUUGUUCUACUAAGGAUUUUUGUUUUCUGACUUUCUUUAACCAAUAUUUAUGUAUGAAAAGCAAAACGAAGUUGUUUGCAUUAAUUUUUUUCUGAUUCUUUGUUGUACAUUCGGUCAUAAUUGUCA